CUUUUACUGAGCCAUUCGUUAUACCCUGGGUUACAAAGAAAUUCCCCCCACCCCUGCAAGAUAGCUUUUCCCCCCUAACAUCUCACCCAUCCCCCCUCACUUGUGUCACCUUUUUUCUUCACCUCCGCCGCUGUCUGGGUAUUUUGAUCUCGUCCCCGCUCCAAAAUGGCUGAUGGUCUUGGAGCUGUUGCGCAGCUCCUUGAGGCAAGCUUGGAUCCAAGGCAAAACAAGCAAGCCAGCCGAACUUGCUCUUCGCCAGGAGGAAAAAAAACCAGGCUAUUCGUUGCAGCUUCUCCAGAUCACGGCCUCGGCGUCCUAUCCUUACAACACCCGUCUUGCUAGCGCAUUAUGUUUCAAGAACUUUAUCAAGCGGAACUGGACUGAUGAAGACGGAAACUAUAAGCUCCAACAGGAGGAGGUCGCUACCAUUAAGCAGGAGCUGAUCAGCCUGAUGAUUUCCGUCCCAACGGGUAUUCAGACUCAGCUGGGAGAAGCUGUUAGUGUUAUCGCCGAUAGUGAUUUCUGGGAGAGAUGGGAUACACUUGUGGAUGAUCUCGUCUCCAGACUCCAGCCGAGCAACCCCGCUGUCAACAACGGUGUCCUACAGGUCGCACACUCGAUUUUCAAGAGAUGGAGACCUCUUUUCCGAUCGGAUGAACUAUACAGAGAAAUUAAUCACGUCCUCGAAAGAUUUGGCAGCCCAUUCUUGGCUCUGUUCGAGGGAUUGGAUGCCUACCUUGAGGAGAAUAAAUCCAACAAGGACAAUCUUGUUCUGGGAUUCACCCAACUCAAUUUGAUGAUCAAAUUGAUGUAUGACCUCUCUUGCCACGAUCUUCCUCCGAUGUUCGAAGAAAAUAUUUCAGGGAUAGCCACACUUAUGCUCAAAUAUCUGACCUACGAUAACCAACUCUUGCACACUGAUGAUGAUACCGAAGCCGGACAGCUGGAAUACGCCCGUGCGGGGAUUUUCCAAGUUCUGACAUUGUACGUGCAGAAGUACAUGGACGAGUUCCAACCUCACGUCGGACAAUUCGUGGAAAGCUCGUGGAGCUUCUUGACCCUCAUCGGUCAGGAGACCAAAUACGACAUCUUGGUCAGCAGGGCUUUACAGUUCUUGACCUCGAUUGCGGGCAUGACCGAGCACGCAUUUGUCUUCCAAGCUGAAGACACCCUUGGACAAAUCAUUGAAAAGGUCAUUCUGCCGAACGUCAGCCUGCGUGAGUCGGAUGAGGAGCUUUUCGAGGAUGAGCCGAUUGAAUUCAUUCGCCGCGAUCUUGAAGGGUCCGAUAGCGAUACUAGACGGCGCGCCGCCACUGACUUCCUAAGACGGCUUGCCGAGCGGUUUGAGGACUCCGUGACCAGAGUUGUGCUCAAAUACACCGAGCAUUACCUUUCCGAAUACGCCAAGGCCCCUGCCGCGAACUGGAAGGCCAAGGACACUGCAACCUAUCUCUUCUCUGCAAUUGCGGCCAAGGGAACUGCUACUUCCAGUCACGGUGUCACUGCUACGAACAAGCUCAUUAGCAUUACCGAUUUCUUCCAGAAACACCUUGCUGCGGAUUUGGUCACCGAUGAUGGCGUACACCCUAUCCUUAAGGUCGACGCCAUCAAGUACCUGUAUCUUUUCCGGAGCAUCAUCACGAAGGAACAGUGGCAGGAGGUCCUUCCCAUGUUGGUCAAGCACCUUGGGUCCUCGGAGUAUGUCGUUUACAGUUACGCGGCCAUUGCCGUCGAGCGUGUCCUCUACCUUACCGAUAGCCAAGGCCAACCGAUCAUCUCGCCCGCCACUAUCACUCCCCUGUCCAAGGACUUGUUGGAACAUAUUUUCUCUCUGAUCCAAAAGGACCCGGCUCCUCAGAAGGUACAGGAGAACGAGUUCCUCAUGAGAUGUGCUAUGAGAGUCAUGAUCGUCAUCAAGGAAAACGUGGUCCCGCAUACCGACAGUGUCCUUCAGCAUCUGAUCAACAUCACGAAAGUCAUCAGCACCAACCCAAGCAACCCCAGAUUCUACUACUUCCACUUCGAAGCCCUGGGAGCAUUUAUCCGGUUUGCCGCCCCUGCUAACCCCGAAAAGCUGGAGCAAGCUCUUUAUCCUCCGUUCGCAGAGAUUCUGCAGGGAGAUGUGCAAGAGUUCAUGCCUUACAUCUUCCAACUGUUUGCCGCACUUCUUGAGGCUAACCCCUCGGGAACAUUGCCGGACUAUUAUCAGAACUUGAUUGCCCCGAUUCUCAUGCCUGUCAUGUGGGAGUCCAAGGGCAACAUUCCCGCGCUUGUGCGGCUUUUGUCGAGCAUCAUUGGCCGCGGAUCUCACUACAUUAUCCAGAACGAGCAGAUUGUUCCCAUUCUUGGUAUCUUCCAGAAGUUGCUUUCAACCAAAGCCAAUGAAGGCUACGGAUUCGACCUUCUCGAGUCGGUGGUUGCAAGCUUCCCUCCGGCAACACUGGAGCAGUACUUCGUGUCAAUCUUGCAGGUCAUUCUCACCCGUCUCCAAAACUCCAAGACGGAAACUCUUACCCUUCGAUUUGUUCGUUUCUAUCACUUCGUUUCCGCGCAAGACGACAAGGGUUACAGUGCCGACUUUAUCAUCCAGGUGAUCGAUAAAGUCCAGCCAGAGCUUUUCACUCCCAUCUAUCUUAACAUCAUCCUCCCGGAAACACAGAAGCUUGCUCGCCCGUUGGACCGCAAGACCGCCGUGCUGUCAUUCACCAAGACUCUGGCUAACUCCGAAGCCUUUGCGAGCCGGUACAAGAAGGGAUGGGGCUUUACUUGUGAGGCUCUGCUCAAGCUGUUGGAGCUUCCUCCUCUGCCUGCUAGCAAGGACGACAUCAUCGCCGAGCACGAUGUCGAAGAUAUGGCUUUUGGAGUUGGUUUCACGGCACUGAACACUGUGCGGCCACAGACCAGGGACCCGUGGCCCGACACGGGGGCCGACCUGAAGGCCUGGACUGGCAAGUAUUUGAAGGAAGCAGACAAGCAGAACGGCCGUAUUUCUGGGUUCGUCCAGGAGCGUCUUGGAGCCGAGGCUAAGACAGUGCUGCUUAGCUACAUCGCAUGAACAGGCUAAUGGGGUCGCUCGCGCUAUUUACCGGGGUGUAACAUUUCCUGUGCCAAAUAACUUGUCCCUAUCGGGCUGUCUGCAUGUUGAAAAAGAAACAUGGAGAAAGUGUUGGUUAUUUCCAACCACUCCAUUGCAUGUCCUUAUGAAUUAAAUUAGAUGAUCUUU
Aspergillus ibericus CBS 121593 is the source of this 3223-nucleotide messenger RNA. Its product is annotated as putative chromosome segregation protein Cse1. The coding region runs from base 173 to 3055 and encodes 960 amino acids. The record is from RefSeq and is a predicted model, not a curated record. Gene Ontology annotation, cellular component: nuclear envelope; cytosol. NCBI's taxonomy places the organism in Eukaryota, Fungi, Ascomycota, Eurotiomycetes, Eurotiales, Aspergillaceae. Gene Ontology annotation, molecular function: nuclear export signal receptor activity; small GTPase binding. Gene Ontology annotation, biological process: protein import into nucleus; protein export from nucleus. The transcript is spliced from 8 exons.